Triticum dicoccoides is the source of this 1915-nucleotide messenger RNA. RefSeq lists its product as uncharacterized. NCBI's taxonomy places the organism in Eukaryota, Viridiplantae, Streptophyta, Magnoliopsida, Poales, Poaceae. The transcript has 2 exons. The coding region runs from base 213 to 1550 and encodes 445 amino acids. The record is from RefSeq and is a predicted model, not a curated record.
CCACUCGCUCCUCCCAGCAGCAGGCGGCGGCGGAGGCCUGCGUUCAUUGAUCCCCUUUGACCCCGACUCCCACUCCAAUUCGAUUUCAUCUUCCCACCCAACACGGAUCGAUCGUGCCAAUCCCACCCCAUAAAUCCAUCCACACACCCGCCGAGACGAAGCAACGAUUUGUGAUCCAUCCAGCUUGAACAAGGCAAUCGAUUUGGGAUCCGAUGGCAGAUUACGGCUAUCCCGACGGCGGCGGCGAAGAGGAGGACAUGCAGUGGCCACCGGCUCCUCCCGCCUACGGCUACCCCGACGACGACGGCGGCGGCGAGCGGCCGCCCUUCGUCCUCAUCGAUCCACGCGCCUACUUCGCCGACCGCAAGAACGCCACCACCGCCGUCAUCGAUAUGGAGGCCGGGGCCCCCAAUCUCAGGGGCCGACUCCAGGUCACCUUCUGCGCCGUCGCCCCGCCGCUCGUUUCCUACUUCUGCGUCCACGCCACCCACAUGGACCACACCGAGUUCCUCGUCGCGCCCUCCAUCCUGGCCACCGAGACCGACGGCGGCCUCGCCCUCCUACGCGUCGCCACCGUCGACCCCGUCUAUCCGCCCGAUCACGUGCGUCCCGAAAAUUGCCAAUACUUCGUCUACGACGCCCUCGCCCGCAAACUUCACCAACUCCCGCAACCCGGCUUCCAACACCGACUCAGCGAGCCCUCGCUCGCCAUCAUGCGCAAGCCCAACAAAAGCUCCCAAAACACCAGCAAGCACGUCAGCCUACGCCCCCAUGUACAUGGAGAGGCCGAGGCCGAGGCCGACUUCGUCGUUGCCGCACAAUCCUACAUUUUCUGGGGUAAAGAAUCUCCUCACAUCUGCAUCUAUGACUCUGCUAUCAAGACCUGGAGCAACAAGCCGGUGGUGAUGGGUUCAUCAUAUCCAGAACACCACCUCCCAAGCAAGACACUCACCAUCAGAGGAAGCAAUGGCACCGUGGCUUGGGUGGAUCUCUGGUACAACAUCGUCUUCUGUGACGUUCUCGCCAAAUGCCCCAAGCUUCGCUACCUGAAGCUGCCGACCGAACCCGGCGAUGGGGGUAUCGAUCCAAGGUCUCUUCGCGACAUUGCGGUCUUUGGCAACACCAUCAAGUAUGUCGCGAUCCUGCAUCACCCCAACACAAGUCGUUGGGUAGCCACAGCAUGGAGCAUCAAGAAGGGCCGUCGGUCCUGGCCCAAGGAAUGGCACAUGGAAUGCGAGCUCGAUUCCACCCAUAUAAAGGUUGAUGCGGCUGGUAGAGUCGCUACCUUCCCAACCUUGUCGUCUCUUUUCGUUGGCCUCCCCACACUCAGCCUGCAGAAUGAUGCCAUUGUUUACUUCCUCGCCAAGAUUGACUUCGGCCCAAGGCAACGCACAGCGUGGGUGCUUGCUGUUGACAUGAAGAACGAGACUGCUGAGCAAGUGGUGGAGUUCCCUGCUGAGAGGACUUAUUGUGUAGCCGAGGGCUACGACGCAAGUAGGAUCUCUGCAUAUCUCCAACCCGCGCCAGGUACACAGCAAAUGCCUAAAUGACGAGGGGUGCCGUUGAUGAAAUGCCCUAGCAAGAAGCAUGCUAAAGAUGUUGAGGAUCCUAAAGAAGACGACGCCAUGAUGAUUGUUUCUUCAUGAGGUUGCAUGGAUGGAAGCUGUAUGACCUGCCUUUGGUGCCGGGUAUCAGUGGAGGGGGUAGUGGAUUAUCAUGUCUGCUGGUCUGCCCCUUCCUUUGCCUGUCUUUUAUUUAUUUUAGGAUUAUUAUGGCCCUCUAGACCCUGUUCUGGAGUUCCUUUCUUCAUUGUCUCACCGCCUACUCUACCCGGCUUGUCUAUUAUACAAGCUGUAUUAUUAAAAACUCUGUAUGAGCUAUAUAUUAUGUCGGUUGUAGUACCCACCUUCUGUUU